Molecule: messenger RNA, 9919 nt
Organism: Biomphalaria glabrata
Lineage: Eukaryota; Metazoa; Mollusca; Gastropoda; Planorbidae
Product: oxidation resistance protein 1-like
Exons: 18
Coding region: 1153-4626 (1157 amino acids)
Biological process (GO): response to oxidative stress
Cellular component (GO): nucleus
Source: RefSeq, a predicted model, not a curated record
UCACUGCAAUAGAGAAACAAGGUUGUGGAUGUGUUCCGUUGGUGAGAUGGGGAGAUAUAAACAAGCGAAUUUUAAUAUGGGAUAACAUUCAGACUUGGAGACUUUUUGUUCUUGGGAACGUGUUGAAUUACUGGACGUGUUCAUAGGCAUAGUUUCGUUUGUCAUGGAAAGUUGUUUUGUGUUGUUGUUUUUUGUCGAACUAUAGAAACCAUCUGCGAAGCCAUUGUCGGGAUAAACUCUGAGUAGCUCGAAUGUUGUUAAAGAUCUUUUGUCUCUGGAACUAAUGAAUAUUUCAUUAAAUGUACACUCUCUACAUGCAACCACUGCCAUAACAGUGUAUUGAAAAAUUCACGGAGUUCUACGAACAGACCGGAAGUUUCCUUUUUUCCUAAUACACUCCACAAAAUGUGGGAAAUGUCGAUGUAUACCGAAGGUGGUAGAUAUAUUAAUAUCUUGGAUACCGGUAGGAGGGAUUAAUAUAAAUGUCCUGGAUUUCCUUGGGGGAGGGUGUAUUAAUGCCCGGUAACGUAGGAAGGUGAAUAUAAAAGACAGAUGCCAAGACAGUCCUAAAGGAGGGUGCUAACGGGCAGGGGUAUGUAAAUGUCUUGGAGGCCAAGAUGUUAAAGAUGUCCAAAAUGCCGAGGUUUUAAGAACCGUCGCAGUGAGAUUAGCAACUGUCAGCUAACAUUUGAUACCGUGACGUUAAUUUGCUUUCAAUUAUGUGUCAGUCGGCCUGUCCCGUAAGGAGGCCGAAAAACAAAGGGAGAUAACUCGCUGGCCUCGGGGCAGAAUAGGGCGUGUUCCUGUAAGAGGAAUGGACAGCAUAUUAUUACAUCCAGCUACUUAUUGUCUAGGUGUCCGACAACACACCUGGGAUGUUGUGUGUUUUUUCCCUUCUAUUGUGUGUGUAACGUCGCCCCGGUGUGUUCUGUGAUCGAUCGCUUCGUGAUUAGUCCUGACAGGAUUUAGAAAACAGAAGAGGGGGAUAACACAUGAGUUGAACAUCUCUAUUUCUCUAAUCCCUGGAGUGGAGGUUACUGUCGCGGGGGGCAGCAAGUUGACUCGGAUUAUCGGCUACUGUUGUUUGUUCAAACGAAUGGUGGUGGGCCGGUCCACUUCAAAGUACCACCUUCUAGGGGUUCGCCCCUCACCAUGCCCCUCCACAAAGGCCGCAGUCCUUCAAAAAGGAUGAAAUUCAAAGCUAAAAUCCAGCGCAUGUUCCGGUCAGGAUCUGUAGAUGCAGACAAAAGUCAAAACUUCAACCUUGGCCUGGAAGAAACUGGAGCAAGAUCAAGGUCAUACUCUUCCACAGAUUCAGAGAAUGGCAGCAAACGAGACAAUUAUGCUUAUGCUUCUCCUCGCCACCCCUCAAAUGAAAAAGUGUGGACCAUUGCCAGCCCUUUCUCGCCUCCUUUAACCUCUGGCCCUCCCCUAAAUGGAGCAUCCACCAAGCAAACCCCUGGUUUUCUCUCAGAGCUGUCUUUAAAAAGCACUCCUGUCCCUGUCGAUGCAGGUACCUCCCCAACCAGCCGACCCUUGGCCGGCAGCCUCAAGGACAUCAGCCCAAUGUCUGCCAAUGAGCUCCACGACUCUGUCCUGUCAGCACUCUCCCAGUCCGAUGGCUUUGAUUCUGGGUACAAGGCCAGUCUGGAGAAGAAAGUCUCCAACAAGCAGAAGCCUAAAGGAACUAUUGAGUACCAGGUAAAAGAUGGUGACACUUUGGUCAAAAUUGGAGCCCACUUUGAUGUGACACCCUCAGAGCUGAUAAAGAUUAACAGGCUUGUAUCCAGGACAGUUUUUGUUGGCCAGACAUUGUUCAUUCCAGAUCCUAGUGAACCUCCAUCCCCACCCAGCCCUCCACCAGACACCAGACCAAAAGUGGAUGUCCCACUGCCUAGCUUAAAAGAUGGACCAAUGCCAUCAAUUCCUGGUCAUGCUGUUCCAGUGUCCAACCAGCUCAGGUCUGAAUCCUUUGAAGAAAAAAUCAGCUCUCCCAAGAGCCGUCUUCCUGAGCAGACAAGCCAGGAAGAGACAGACAGGGAGUGCAUGCAGAAAUUUGUCAAGGGUCCAGCACGACGUGUGAUGGAGGAGGAAGAGGAUGAUAACUCAUCUUCGAAUCAUGAGGGAAUCAUCAUUAAAGGGACACUGUUGGUGACGCCCAAUGCAAUCAUGUUUGACCCUGACGCCAGUGAUCUUGCUGUGGUCAGCAGCAAAGAUGCAUCCAAGUUUGGCAUGGUGGUCUAUAUGGACGAGAUAAAAAGUGUUGCAUUGUUCCAUGAUUUUUCCCCUCGCAUGUUUUGGAGACAGCCAAAGGAAAUCAGAGCUCAUUCCCCAAAACCUGAACCCUACCGUCCAGCUGUUGAAGGUCAAGCAGAUGAGGAGCUAGAACAGGACAAUAGAUCAGCAUCUCCAAUGAUGCAAGCAGAUUCAAGACCUGCUCCAGAUGGGGCCAGUGUGGCUGGAGACACUGGUCAGUCCAGGCCAACACCUUAUGGGGAGGAUACUGACAAAGAUGAUCAGGGGGCAUUUAAGACAGGGAGGACAUCAGAAGAACUGGAAGAAAUGGCUGACUUGUCAAGGGAGCACCAUGACUCACCUCCACAACAAGGCAGAGCCUCCGAAGAAGUUGCUAAUACAAUGACACAAUCACCUGAUAGCAAUGUCCAUUCCCCACUUGUCAAACAGAUGUCUAGAAGCUCUGAGCUAGAAGUAAGUGAAAUGGCCCUGCUGCAGGACUCCCCUGAUGGCAUUGGAGAGACAAGAGACUUUGGCCCCCACAUGGGUCGAUCAUCCUCAGAGGUCCAUCGACACACAUCUAGCUCUCUGGGUCGAGUCUCAGACUCUUCACCGGGUGACACCACUGGACGGUCAUUCUUUGCCGAACCCGGAGACUCUGCUGGUGAUAGCCUAGGUACCCCUACUCAAGGUUUCUCCCCGCUUCACUUCACCGACCGAUCUCCGAAAAGUGUACUGGCACACCCGAAACCUGUGCCCGGUCAGCCGGCAUUACAUUUGUCUCAAUCAUCUGGUCAGUAUAGUGACCUCAAGGCUCAGAAGAUUCUAGAAGACCCAGAGGCUGUAGUUAAUGUGCCUCAGACAGGAACUGCUGAUUCCUCUUUAGACUCUGGCAGUGGUCAUCAUACUGGCCAACAAAGUCUAGCUGAGGAUAUUGCAAAAUUGGCCUUAGAAGAUUAUUCAAAGAGUGGCCUAAGUGGAGAAGGGUCAAUCCAGAACAGCUUAGAAAGUUCUCAUAGUAACAUAGACGGUGAAACAAAACCUUCCAUGUCCAAAUCUCCUCACCUGCUGGUGGAUACAAAAUUGGGUGCUGACAACUCUGCAAAAGCAGAUGACCCUUCAAAGUCGACAGCCACAACUGGCAGUGCCAGCAAUAGUCCUUUGUCCACCUUCUCACCACUCCGUGCCCAAGCUCAACUGUCCAACAUAUUCAGCUACACCAGCAGCUUCAUCCAGAACAUACAUAAGACCUACAAAAGCUCUGCCCCAGCUCUCUCAGCCUUGACUGCCAAGGAAAUAGGCAGAAUGAGAGCCAAGUCUUCACCAGUGUUUCCUUCAGGUGGCCUACAACUCAGAAGUGGUUUCACCAAAGAGGAUAUGGAAAAGAUCCUUGGACCAGAUCCAAAAGAUUAUCUUCACCCCACUGAUUCACCUCACUUUGAACAACCUCCACUGUACUUACAAAUUCGUCCAGGCAUCAAGAAAACUAGUGAGUUCCGCCAGCCAAGGGCUUUUGACCACAGGAACCACAAACUUCUGGAGGAGUAUUGGCUGAUAGUGCCAAGAGAAAUGGGAGAUAAACUGUACACAUUUCUGAUGGAGUGGCAACCAGAGAUGUAUGGUGACCAGGAAGAGACAGGAGAGAGGGAGAAGUUCUUCUUUGACCUCAAGGAAGUGAAAGGGCUCAUCAAGCCUCUAAAGAAAACGUCCAGCUUCAGGGAAGAGAAGUCAGUGGAUGAUGAGGCCUCAUCAGAAGAAAAAGAAGUGGAAAAGUCUUGGGAGAUCCUGAGCAAGGAAGAAGUGUACUGUGCAGAGAAGUCUCAAGGUUUACAUAAGGAGGACACCAUUGAUGAAAGCAGUUUGCCAGAAUUGAUUGGCCAGACACAGUUUAUUGAACCCUUUCACAUUCUGUCACUUGUUCGCUCACUACCUAGAAACAUGACUGUAGGCUACAACUGGGAGCUGACCUAUGCAACACACAAACAUGGCUACUCCCUGCAGAACCUGUAUCAAAAGAUGGAAAAUGUUGAUGACUCCCCAACCAUCUUGUUCAUCAGAGACUCCAAUAAGUGUGUAUUUGGUGCCUUCAUGAGCCACCUGAUGAAACCUUCAGACACAUUCUAUGGAUCCGGUAGCACUUUCUUGUUUACGUUUUACCCUCAGUUCAGAAAAUUCUUGUGGCAAGGUGACAAUCAAUUCUUUAUGUAUGGGACGAAGGAUAGUUUUGCCAUUGGUUCUGGAGAGGGACUAUUUGGUUUGUGGCUUGAUGGUGACCUCAACAAAGGACGUUCCCAUGAGUGCAGCACAUUUCAUAAUGAUGUUUUGUCCAAAGAGGAAGAUUUUGUCAUCAUUGAUCUGGAAGUCUGGAGAUUUGUUGACUCCAGCAUGUGAGUUGCACUGAAGGCCUGGCUAACUUGUGCUCCGGAUCAGCUUUUCAUCCUACAAACAACUCAUUGGGCAUUGAUGUGAUUAGACAGAGAGCCCAUGUUGGUCAUCACCACCAUUCCCGAGCUCGGCACUCGACAACAUAAAAAAAAGUGGAUUGUCAACCUGCCUGUGCAACUGUUUGACUUUUUUCACUUUUUUUUUUGUUUGUUUUGGACAAAAUGUUGUUUUUUCUUGGACAAACUCUGUGACUGAUAUUUGUCUAGACAUUCAUGUAGCACAGUUGCUAGUACUUCACAGCAAUUCACUGUUUCAAUAGUUCACAAUUCCUGGCUUGACGGCACCUAUUCAGUAGUUGUUCUUACUACUCACUCAGUGUUUCAUGAGGAAACUCCACAGUGUGUGUCAGGUUGACCUGUCAGUCAGGGCUUGAGUGCUUAGUACUUUUACAAUAGUACCUAGCUCUAGCAAUGUAUGUUUUAUACUGAAGAAAAAUAUAUAUACCAGUUGAAUCUGACUUAGAUAAAAAAAAAUGUUAAUAUGAUGAUGACGUUAUGUCUUCUUUGUGUGUAUUUGCAUGUCUUAUAUUCCAGUCUGGUUGUUGCAUAGGAGUGUAAAGAUUACUCAGCCAUCUUUUACCUUUACCUAACCUUGCUGGUUUGGAAUUAAUUAUCCAACAUCAACCCUGUCAGUGAUGUCACAAGCUGGGUUUCUUGCAAGCCUCAUUUCUGUGUUCAUUAUGUUUCAACUUUUUGAUGUUUUCUCAAACCAGUUUCUGUGAUGUUACUUUUGAAUUAUGUUUCUAUUAAUGUUGGUUUGGAUUAUAUUUUUGUUGAUUUUUUUUCCUAUGUUCUCACACAUACUUACAUAUGUAAUUAAUGACAGUGAUAAAUGAGUCUUUUAUUAAUAUAUAUUCUAAAAGUAUAGUGAUAUAAGGAAAUGUGGUAGCAAUAAGGAGCCUUGAAAUGUCAGAAAAUUUACCCUUUCUCUCCAUAGUUAUUUACCACAUUCUGGUGGAAUCAACGUUGGUAUCGUCUGUUAUGAGAGAAAGAGUUAAGAGGAAGAAAGAUUACUGUUGCCAAGUAAAUAAUUAAAAUUGCAUUGAGCUACAAGCAAAAUUGAUUUUAAAAAAUUGAUUCAACAGUGCUGAAAAGUGUAAAAAAAUAAAUAUUUAUAUGGUUUAUUAAAGUAGUUUGCUUAUUAAGAUUUCCAAAUAGUUGUCUAUCAUUGAUUUGCCUCUAUUGGCCUGUAUAAAAAUAUCUGGUAGGAGUAGAAACCUUAAGAAAAACAACAUAAUAUUCUUCUUAAUUUCUUACUUGUUUCUUCAUUCAGGUCCACAUCACUAUUACGAUUUAAUUAUUUUAGCCAUCAAUAAUUGGUCGAUUUCAGAUGAGCUCUGUUCUAGGUUCGACAUUUACUUGUCUAGUAUUUACCUAUUUGUAGAGCUCUGUUCUAAGUUCGACAUUUACUUGUCUAGUAUUUAUCUAUUUGUGGACUGUGAUGUUUAUUGCUUUUAUUGACCCAGACAAUCUAUAGUGCAGUGAAAUGUAUAUCAAAAUAAAAUGUGAAUGGCAUUAGUGGACGGUACACACACUGUGAAAUCUCUUAUGUCUCGUUUAAAAAAGAUUAUUUCUUAACCAACAUUUAGCCAUUGAGGAUUGCACCUCUUAUUACUAUUAUGAUCUUUUUUCCCCCCUGUCAAUGAUUUCCUUGUACAUUACCCUGUAGCCAAAACCAAUCUUUUUUCAUAUGUUCCAUUAAAAUAAAGCAAAAAAAAAUGUUGGGCUUUCAUGAUUUAUUAUUCUGAGAUUCAGUUCAUGUUAAGACAUUUUGGUUUCAGAACUUGAUUCCAUGUGGCUCUUCUUAGUUUGUAUUUGUAUUUCUUGUUCUUUAUAUUGUCUUAUCCAGAGCCAAUUUGUUUUUUUCAUAUUAACUUAGGUGUAUGCCUGACUAUUACCGUUUUGUAGGUGUAUGCCUAUUUCCACUUUGUUUCAUUAUUGCAACAAUUUCCUGCAUUGAACACUUUGUGUGUGUACACCUGCUAUAAUUGUGAUACAAUUAUUUUCUGAUAUAAGUGAUUGUGUUAAGCUAUUAUCACUCACAGAAUUUAAAUUUUACACAAUGAGAUUAAGCAAUAUCACUUUUUUUUUUCUCUUUAAAAUCCCUUUAAUUUUAGCCAAACACAAGUGCUUUUUUUUUUUUUUUUUUUAUAAGAUUUUAGUUUUGAAUAGCCUGUGCUGUCUGAGGUGGAAUGUGUGACGCAUUGCUUGGCUAUCUAUCAAGGGGCUUCGAGUUUGAAUCUCAGCUCAAGCUGAUUUGUGUUUGCUAAGCACCUAAAGGCAGCACGGAAACCUUCUAGAUACCCCACAUGUCCAAUCAAGAGAUUGGAGCCUGGCACACUGAUUAGCUAUAUGGCACGAAAAUUUUAUUUUUAAAAAGUAAAUAAGGCAAUUUUUUGCAGUCUAUGUAUGGAACCCAGAAAAACAAUAUAGUAAAUUAAGCAAUUAUUUGCUUUUCAUAAAUUAACUUUAAAUAUCUUAAGUAAAAAAGACAAAAUUAACACAGAUAUAUGUGUUAUAUUCUAAAUUUCUGUUUUGUAGUAACAUCCGACCACAAAAGUUAUGAAGAAGAAAAAUUGUGUUCUGGUUACUUAUCUUUCAUCUAUUUUCAUUGGAAACUUUAUAGUUAUACAGAAUAAAACUGAUUCCCCAUCUUUGUUAGACAAGCCUCAUAGUGUUCAAUUUCUAUUCUGUUUAGUAAUACUUGCAAAGUUGUGCCAGACAAGGGUGUAACCUGUUCCUUUCACACAUGCUGUGUGACCUUGUAUACUCAAGUACUAAGUGUUAUAUACUUACGUGCUCAAUAUGUGUGCAGUUCUGUGAAGACAAUAUUGCCUAGCAUUCAUCAUUCAAUCUGUUUUACAUGGUUGUACAUUUGGUAUACAGAAAAAUUAUUGGAAUCAUAAGGAAAAAUAAUAUUGUUUAGUAAGAUACAAAUAUUACUUAUAAAACAAAUAAACAAAAACAAAGGAUUGUGUUUUAAAAUAUUUGGAAAUACAAAUCUAUAAAAAGACGUGUUUCUUUUUAUUUAGUCAAAAUAACAUUGUUCCCUUGCUUCAUAAAGGGCUUUCAACAAUACACAAAAAGCUUGAUACCUAUAAUUAUAGUAAAGAUUUUCUAUUACGUUCACAUGCAGUAUUUGGUAUUAUUCUUCUUAAAAGAAUUUGUUCUAGGUCUUAUCACUUAGAUAAUUUGUCAUAUUUUGCAUUCCAUCCAUGAUUUUUUUCUGUUCUCAUUCAAUGAAUAAAAAAAAAUACUUUUUUCUAAUACAUGUACAAAAUAGUUACAGUAAUGAUGGAAUCAUACUUCUGCUGUUUAUUGAAGCUUGUCAUCAGACCAUGUACCAAUCUGGUUUAAUCCAGGGAUGAACUUAUCUCCAUCACACCAUUUAACUGGUACUCUGGUUUAAUCCAGAGCUAUCAAGUUUAAACUCAUCUUUAUUUCUAUAGCAUUAUUACAGUUGUCGGCGUUGAUACAUUUAUAUAAAUUUGGAUUUGAGAUACUUGUUUUGUAUGCUUGUCAUUUGUUCAGUACAUUUAGCAAAGAUUGCAUACACUUUAUUGUAAUUGGCUGUGCUUGUGUUACAUGUAUUACGUCAACUUUAGCUAAACUGCGUCUAUGUUAGGUACAUGUUUAUGUUAGCCACAAUUACAAGAUUUAGACUUUUGCCAAAGUUCUUGUUUGUUUAUCUGUUGUUCUUGUACUAUUGUCAGCCUAUGACAAUAAAAAAAAAUGGGGUGAUGACAGCCAUUUCUUCUGCCAAGGCUUUAUGCAGCUAUUUGUUAAUCAUGUUUGAUGUUAAUUGUCUUAGUUGACAAUCUUGCCAGUUUGCUGUAAAGAGUGAAUACUAACAUUCUAUUUCAAUGACCUUUCACCUCUUCUUGUUAUCAAACUAUUAUAUGCUGUUGAGUUACUAACAGACAAAAUCUGUAUUUAAACCAGAACUCAAAGACAAAAGUGUAGCAAAUAAUAAUAAUAAGGCUUGUCUUCGAGUCGGAAGAUUAAUGAGGAAUGCAGUAUUUCUAGUGGCUACGCAAAUAAAGAUAGACUAAAAAGUAUUAUUUAGUAUCAGUAGAAGUUUCAUUCUUGGUCUAUGAUUAAUAAUUAGGAGUUCACAAUAUUGUUUACUAGAUAAUGGAUGGAUCAGGUGAGAACUGCAUCUUUGAUUCUUUCAAUCUUCAUCACCAUGCUGUCAGCUGUUGUUGGGUAUAACACCCUUUGGAUUCAUGUCACUACUAUUUCUUCAGAUUUAAACAUUACAUGUGAAUACUUCAUUUUAAUUUUCCUUAUUGAGAUUAUGAAGGAUGGGUGAUUACUAUCAUAAUUUCUUGAACUCCUGAGUGUCAUGAUUUAUCAAGAUCAUUUUCACAAAAAUAAAAAUGUUCACGGACAAAAGGACAUGUAUUUGUUACAGCUGAACUUGAUGCCUAAUGAAGAACAAUUCUUAGGUUUCUGCAGUCUUGUCCAACAUAAUGUGAGGGCUUCACACUAAGCUCUGUUGAGCAUGGUUACACUCAUUGAGUUACUUUAAAAAGCAUGAAACAUGAACUGAUAAAUAAUGUUGAGGUAAUAACUUCUUUAAAUCUGAACUACAAGGGAAACAAAUGUGUUCUUCUUUUUAUUAGAACUAGAUUGUUUGUACAUUUGGCUAUUAGAUGAAUAUUUAGGUCUCAAAAAUAGAGAUAUAUUCCUAGACAAUAUCGGCUGUGUUUUAGAAAUUAGAGAUGUAACUAUAACAUGUUCAAAUUUUUGGCUAUGUUUAGAAAUUAGAGAUGUUACUAUCACAUGUUCAAAUUUUUGGAUGUGUUUAGAAAUUAGAGAUGUAACUAUCACAUGUUCAAAUUUUUGGCUGUGUUUAGAAAUUAGAGAUGUAACUAUCACAUGUUCAAAUUUUUGGCUGUGUUUAGAAAUUAGAGAUGUUACUAUCACAUGUUCAAGUUUUCCUUCAAAAUUAAAAAAAAAAGUUUGGUUCCACUUUUUUUUUCCCAUUGUGUUUGUAUGUUUGUGUGUUGUCCAGAAAAUGUUUUGUGAAUGCUGCGUUGACUUCAUUUUAGAUUCACUUUGUUUAGUUUGGGUCUUUUAGCUAAUCUCUUUGUGCACAUGUGAAAUAUAUUUCUGUGAUUUGUCGGUGUUUUUGUUAUUGUCUUUGGUAUCUGAUUGGGUGGACUUGAUGACCUAUGGUUUAUAUAAUUAUGAUCAUUGUUAUUUAAAAUUAAUAAAUUCAGCUUUAUUUUGACAAA